AUGCGGCCACUACGGGUUAUUAUUGCUCCCUCCGGAAUCGAGGAGGACCUGGAGGCAGACAAAGUAGCCGACUGUAUCGAGAAAGGGAUUAGAGAAGGCUUUCCUGGAGAUGACGCCUUGGUACGCAAAAUACCACUCUAUGAUGAUAAAGACUUCAUCAAAUCAUUCUUAGCACUUCACAAUUGUGAAAUCUACUGCGUUACUAUCAACAAUCCAUUCUGCUAUGCUGUCGAGUCUUGGUUCUGGACAUGUGACGAUGGUAGCACCGCCUUAGUGGAUCUGAAGGCAGUUGCUGGAUCACAUAAAAUACCAGAUAAUUGCCUUGAUCUCAUCAAGGGCACAAGUUACGGGGUUGGAGAAUUACUUAACGCAGCACUUGACGCUGGUUGUACGAAGAUUAUCAUUUCCUGCGACAGCUUUGGAGCGUUGGAUGGGGGCGCGGGAAUGCUUCAAGCACUUGGAGCUAGGUUAUUCGAUAUAAGCGGGAAAGACAUACUGACAAUUGGUGGUGGUCCUGAACUGACCAACCUAAGUCGCAUUGAUAUGAGCAAUAUUCAUCCUAGGUUGCGCAACAAAAAAGAAAAAAUACGUAUCGAAGCUGUGUGUCCCACGAUGGACGUGCUCUGUGGCUCCAAAGGAGUUGCCUUAGCUGAUGGGCCUCAAAAUCAAGCAUCAAUGGAACAAAUCGAGGAUCUCACAUUAGCGUUGGAGAUUUUCGCUGAAAUCGUAGGGAAUCUACUGGGGGAAGAUGUUGGUUCCAAGCCUGGAAGUGGUGUUUCUGGUGGUUUAGGUACUGGAUUGAUGCUACUGGGAGCCAAGUUUCGGACAACCCCCGAUGCUGCGAGCAAACACCUUGACCUUGAAAAGUUGUUCACCGAGCCUUGGGAUGUCGUGUUCACGGGUGCAAGAUCUUUAUCGUCUCUAGAUCCCAAAGCAGGGAAAGCCAUAGAGAUUGCGCGACGUGCUCGAAACCAUGGCGUUGCUGUAAUGGCUGUGGCUAAGACCAUUGGAGAUGACAGACCCGCAGACCUUUUUUACAAAGGGUUCACUUCAUUUACAGGUAUUUCUGAAGACUGUACACUCGGGGAACCGCAGGUCGAAUAUCUUAUUGAGCAGGCUGUGGGAAGAUUUAUUCUAGUUAUUCAGAUCGGGUUAUCGUUACAUAGGUAG
This is a messenger RNA of Annulohypoxylon maeteangense, 1170 nucleotides long. RefSeq names its product glycerate kinase. The record is from RefSeq and is a predicted model, not a curated record. Bases 1 to 1170 code for a protein of 389 amino acids. The transcript is spliced from 2 exons. Lineage: Eukaryota; Fungi; Ascomycota; Sordariomycetes; Xylariales; Hypoxylaceae. Gene Ontology annotation, molecular function: glycerate kinase activity.